CGUCUAGCCUCUCCGGCGGUGAAUAAAUCACAAUCAUCAUGAUAAUUACUGCAUUAAUGGGAUUUACCGAUACUGUGCGUGCAGAUUGCAAUGCAUUGCAAAAAUUUGGCAGUUCAUCUUUCUUUCUCUUUUUAUUGGGCCCCUCGAUGGGUCACACCAUCAUCGCGUGCUACCAACAUCAAUCAUCUGCCUGCAGAUGACCGACGGUCCACCUCCGUCUCGCUUUAGUGAUUCGCAACGACAACGACGACGACGGCGACCGGAGAUCGCACAUUUCGCACUAACUAGAUGGCGGGAAAACCGCGGGCUGACCAUAUCGGUCCGCGAUCGAUCCAUGCGAGGAUCAGUCAUAUUCGGAUCGUCUUGAGACGUGGAUGCAAGGGUACGUGCGCGCGCGCGUUCGUAAGGCUUUAACCGCGGCCAGUGAAGUACGACGACGUGAAGUAACCGGCGAGUAACGGCAAGUCUGAAACCGCCCAAGAAGAGCAUCCAAGCUGUGCAAACGAAACCGAAGGUCUACCCGGUGCGGGCCUCCAAGGGCGUUGCGUAUCGGUGGUCAAGUGCGCGACCCGAGUGCGUUUGUUUAGAGAAGUCCUUAAAAACGAGAAGAUUGUCGAAGAAGACGGCCUGGUGUGGUCCAAGUGAAUCUAAGCCGACUGAUAGUCACCAACAUCACCAUCAUCAUCGAACCGUCAUCGACCGCUCCUCCAGCAUCACUUUCAUCGUCAUCGAAAAAUGACGAAACCGGUGCGGCUACUGGGGCGGCUGCUGUUGUUGUUAUUGUUCGAGAUGACUCAAGCCCAACGCAAAGCCACUGACAUGGAGUUGGCCGAGUUCGUCAAGUUUCCGAAGAUCUUCGAGUACGCCGAUUACGACGACUGCCGGCGCGAUCACCUGGAUGGGUACGCCUACUGUGUGGUGCACGCGCGGAUCGUACCCGAUGAGUCGUCCGAAUUGUGGCGGAAUAUAAGCGAUUACACCAAAAGCGAGCUGCACUACGAUCACACCUUACUGGAGCGUGGCAUUUGUAUCCAAGACUGCGAAGCAUCGCUACGCCAAUCCGGACAACUCCCGAACGUGGAUGACCUCGUUGGUCUGGACCUGUACGCCAAGCUUGCGAGAGCCUGCAUCAAUACGCGACUGAAGCAGCGCUACAAUCUAGAAGUGGGUAACUUCGUUAAAAUCUACCAUUGCUACACUCCCGAGCAGGAGGAUCGUCCAAUUGAUUUCCCGGAAAGCUUGUUCUACGGCGUUGUGAUCGCGUUAUCAUUCUUCCUCGUUGCAUCCACCAUCUACGAUGCUCGGCAACGGACUCUUCAGGGUUGUCCUGACACCUACUACGAUCGGGACCCCAAGUCCCGAAAGGAACGUCUCCUUGUGUCGUUUUCCUUCCCUCGGAAUUUCUGUCGUCUGAAAAAUCUCGGUUACAGCAAGAUCCGAAUGGACCUCCAGUUCCUGGAAGCGUUCAGGUUUAUUCAAAUGUGUCGGGUUAUAUUUCUCCACGCCACCAUGGCUCAUAACAAAGUUCCACAAGCGAACACCGACUACAUGGAAAAGCUUCAAGAGGACCCAAUGCUCAUAUUCUUCGUGGCAGAGUUCCAAAACUACAUUCAGACAUUCCUCUCAAUAUCGGGAAUGUUGAUGACGAUAAACUUCUUGGAGCAUAUUCGCAAGAAUCCGGACUUCAGCUGUUCCAUCUUUUGGGACAAGCUGAAAAACAGACUGAUUCGUAUCGUGCCGGCGUAUGCGUUCGUGAUCCUAUUGGAGUGUGCGAUUAUUCAUCGCUAUUUGGAUGGACCCAUCGGUCAGCAGUACAUUGGAGAAGCGGAACAGAACUGCCGUCGCUGGUGGUGGACCAACUUGCUGUUCUUCAACAACUACGUUCGAACAGAUCAACCGUGUCUGAUCCAGUCCUGGUACUUGGCCGUUGACAUGCAGCUAUUCAUCUACGGUAUGGUGAUGAUGUUGAUGAUCUGGCGGUGGCCUUGGAUAAGGAAGUACUUCUUCACGGUGGCAUUUGUUUGUGCUGCGCUGAUUCCGACCUUGACCACGUACGCCAAGGACAUUGAACCUGCGAUGACCAACCGGAUGAAGAAUGCCGACCACUAUAACCGCGAGCAUAACUACCAGUACGACAUCUACUUUCCCUUCCAGCAGAACAUUGGAGCUUAUUCGAUGGGGAUGCUAGCCGGGUUCAUCUACCACCGGUAUCGUGACUCUCCGAAGACGGUUUUAAGCUCGAAGUGGUUCAAACUGACGUUCUGGGUUUCGGUUGUGUACUACUUUGCCUGCAUGGUAUCCGUUUACUGGGUGCUUGAGUAUCGCAACAUCAUUGAACCCAUGCUCAAAGCGAUCUACUCGACGCUGUUCAAGCAAUCCUGGGCAGUCAUGUCUACUGUACUGCAGCUGGGUCUUGCUCUGGCGUCCGGAAAGUACAUCUGGAAGAAACUUCUCAGCCAUUCAUUCUUCGGCGUAGCUGGCAAGCUGUGCUUCGGGUUUUAUCUCAUCCACUUCACAACCAUUGAAGUCGUAUACUCAGGCGUCAAGGCACCGGUCUACACCAACGAACGAGCGGUGUCGAAAUGGGCCUCGCAAAUCUUCUGGUGGACGCUUUUCUUCGGAUUCUUCCUUACCCUGUUUGUGGAACUACCGGCCGGUGCAGCUCUGAAAGAACUGCUGGAUAGGCGGAAAGUUAACAACAAGGUGCGAGAUAUUCAGCAGACGCAAGGUCCUGCCGAGCAACGAGUUGAACAAAGUGCUGGUGUUUAGAAACCUGCAGCAGCGUAAGUCGGUGACAACGUGAAUGGAUGCAUUGAACGCUCUGAUGCAUCUUUUGUAAAUAUACUAGUGAAGAUUGUUUUAAUUCAAUUGAAUUUGUGAAAGUGGCGGUCAUAUCACAUCCUGACAGUUCUCUCUGUGUAUGUUCUAGCCUCCGUAACAAUAAAAAGACUCAACAAAAAGCGGAACAAGAUAAACCCGAUAAAUUUGACACCUAUCAAUGAUUUAUGGCGCUACUUAUCAGCAAAUCAAAAAUCAACAAAGAUGAUUGUCCGUUGAUUGACACGGUGGCUAGUUUAUCGCCACAAAAAUCUCCCGCUAAUCAAUCGUCACUUCUGAAUUGAUGCCUGUUCUACCAAAUCAAAACAAAAAAAAAACUCGAAUCUGACACGCUUCUUCUCAGGCAUAAUCAAGACAUCAAAAAAACCGGUUAGCAAUGGUAGGCAGCAGCCCAGCCCCAUAGAAGAGCCACACGACCCAGCUGGUUGAAAUGAAUUCGAAACCAGCGGAUAAAAAAAACGGAAUCAGCAUAGCCCCAGAAGUAGUAGCAAUUAUCAUCUGUGAAGAUUUUACGAGAGCUUUUUAUGACCAAUCGUAAGGUAAUUUACCUUUGUCACAAUGAGUCGUAAAACGGUAAGGGGCGCCUGGGUGGGCCUUUCAGUUUUGGGUUUGUUGGGGCGCAGCUAGUUGAGGUUUUCGGUUGGUUUGAGCUGUAAGAC
Molecule: messenger RNA, 3497 nt
Organism: Aedes albopictus (Asian tiger mosquito)
Lineage: Eukaryota; Metazoa; Arthropoda; Insecta; Diptera; Culicidae
Product: nose resistant to fluoxetine protein 6-like
Exons: 7
Coding region: 736-2769 (677 amino acids)
Molecular function (GO): acyltransferase activity, transferring groups other than amino-acyl groups
Source: RefSeq, a predicted model, not a curated record